UCAUUGCAAAUCAAAAAUUUGACUGAUAGAAACCCGUCAGACAUGUGAACGCCACCCCCUAGUUUGAAUAAUCAGCAUCGCAUCGCAAAAUUCCCAGUCAUGUUGUUCAAAAAAUUCUCACUGCCAAUCGGCCUGGUGCACCGUCGCGGCUACUACACCGUCAAAAAGGACGACACGGUGAUGGAGACGUCGAGCGGCCACGCCGUCAACAUGGCCUACGCGUCCUACGAGACCACGAGUGAGGACAGCGGCCGUGCCACUCCCCUGCUGAUCUUCCACGGCCUGUUCGGCUCCAAGAGCAACUGGAACUCCUUCUCCAAGGUCUACCACAACACGUCGGUGCCGCCGCAACGGAAGAUAUUCGCGGUGGACGCCCGCAACCACGCCGACUCGCCGUUCACCGAGAGCCACAACUACGACGACAUGGUUUUGGAUCUGAAGAAGUUCCUCGACACCUCUAACAUCACGAAGAUCAACCUGCUGGGCCACUGCAUGGGCGGAAGGGCUUGCAUGUUGUUCUCGCUGAAAUACCCGGAGUUGGUGGAGAAGUUGAUCGUGUCGGACAUUUCACCGAUCACGACGAGCGUGAACUUCAAGAGCAUUGCGAUGUUGUUUUCGGUGAUGAGGCUGCUGAAGCUGCCCCAAAACAUGCCCUUGUCGAUGGCGAAGAACGAAGUGCAAAGGCACCUGUUGGCGGUCGUCCCCAACAAAAUUCUGAGGGGGUUAAUCGUCAACAAUUUAGUACAAAAGUCCGAUGGAAGCUACAAAUGGGGACUGAACUUGAACUCCCUGCUCAACAAUUACGAGAGCAUCGCCAGUUUCCCUGACGUGCACAACGUCAGCUUCGACGGACCGGUCAUGUUUCUGGCCGGUGCCAAUUCUGACUUCGUACAAAGGAGCGACCUGCCCCGCAUCAGAAAAAUGUUCCCCAACGCCCAACUGAAGUAUCUCGAGAACGCCGGCCACUGGCCGCACAAAGAGAAGCCGAACGAGUUCCUCAAGCUGACCGUCAACUUCCUGAACUCGCAGCCGCAAAGGGAAGACGAUCCGGGCCACGCGAAGGAGCCGACGUCGAAACCGCCGGACGUCGAAAAACCGGAGGACAAGAGUCUGGUGGAAAAGUCGCCGUCUGGUGCGAAGGACGACGACGACAGUCUGUUCAAAACCGACUCGGACGUCAAGAUGAUCGAUUUGCAGAUCGAUUUCUCGAAAGUGACGCGACAAAAUGACGAAACAACGAAAGAAGUUUAAUUAAAUGUUCACGAAGUGGUACACGAAUCAUGGUGAUUGAAGUCAAGCAACCAAAAAAAUAAAAACAUGUGAUCAAGUAAUAAACGUUUCAUUACAGUCAUUUUU
Molecule: messenger RNA, 1356 nt
Organism: Aethina tumida (small hive beetle)
Lineage: Eukaryota; Metazoa; Arthropoda; Insecta; Coleoptera; Nitidulidae
Product: protein ABHD11
Exons: 4
Coding region: 100-1251 (383 amino acids)
Cellular component (GO): mitochondrion
Source: RefSeq, a predicted model, not a curated record